Messenger RNA from Lasiodiplodia theobromae, 1338 nucleotides. Its product is annotated as Sporulation/nuclear morphology Spo7. The coding region runs from base 1 to 1338 and encodes 445 amino acids. Gene Ontology annotation, molecular function: phosphoprotein phosphatase activity; protein phosphatase regulator activity. Gene Ontology annotation, cellular component: Nem1-Spo7 phosphatase complex. The transcript has a single exon. Gene Ontology annotation, biological process: nuclear envelope organization. The record is from RefSeq and is a predicted model, not a curated record. Lineage: Eukaryota; Fungi; Ascomycota; Dothideomycetes; Botryosphaeriales; Botryosphaeriaceae.
AUGUCCGAGUCAAAACUCGACCAGCUUGUCAAAGGCGCCCCGCCGCCGACUGUCACCGCCCCACAGGUCGCUGCCGCCGCCCGCGACGUCCGUCCCGUCGACCCCACGAGUCUGCUGCCCUCAUCGCCGCCGCAAAUCUACCUCAACCUGCUGAUCCUGGAGGCCUCGCUGCGCUCCCAGUACCUGACAUUGCGCGCUCGCCGCCGCCAAAACACCUUCGUGCUGACCCUGCUCGCUCUAUGGACCGCCUACUUUGGCUAUGCCCUGUUCCUGCGCCCGCGCGAAGAUGGGACUGGUGUUGGAGGCAGCGUGUACUGGGUCGUCGACACGGGUGAGAAGUUGGCCUUCACCUCAGGCAUUGUGACCGCCGUGCUUUUCUGGGCCACUGGCCAAUGGGAGCGCGGUGUGCGCUGGCCGCGUCGCUGGAUUGCCGUCGCCAACCGCGGCCUGCGUAGCAUGAACUGCAAAAUCGUGCUUAUCAAGGGCCCCUGGUGGCGCGAGAUGCUCAGUCACCUCAGCUUCCUGAUCCCCUACCAGUUGUUUUUCCCUACUCCUGGCAGCAGCUAUCACUACGUAGAGCCCGACAAGAAGGACCCACGCGUUCGCCUUGCCCCCAACGACCGCGGCUUGCUUGAGGAGGAUGUGGCCCCCGGUGGAGACUAUGUGAAGCUGCUGCUGCUUCCCAAGCCUUUCUCCGCCGACUUCCGACAAAACUGGGAGAUAUAUCGCACCGAGUACUGGGAGAAGGAAAAUGAACGCCGCACAGAGCUGCGCCGCCGCAUCAAGGAGCGCGAGCGUGAGCUGGCCAAGCUGGAAGGUGGCUGGCUUUGGUGGACUGGCUGGCGUGGCUGGAACCAUGCGAGAGGCUUAUCCAGAAGUGGAGAUGUCGAGAAACCUCACCACCACCAUCACCACCACCAUACUCAUUCCCAUUCCUCGGCGUAUCUCGAAGUCCCCAAAGACAAGAAGAGACGCCCAAGCGUCGUCAAGGAUCGCAUGAGAGAACGCUCGCAUUCCCGCUCGUCGUCUCGAAGCACGACUCCCACGCUUGACGCCGAUGAGAAGUUUGGUAGGGAGAGACGUUGGAGCAACAGCACAACCGGCAGCACCACCAACACUGAACGCCGGAAGAAGAAGUCCCCAAGUGGACUCUCAAAGCCCUCUCGCUUGACUCCAACAAACUCUACGUCCAGGCCAAAAACCCCUACUCUCGAUGCGGACGCUAUGCCGGCCUUCUCCAAGCGUGCCAGUGUCAUGAGCACGGUCAGCACCGACAGCGACCGUUCUGCCACUCUCACGCCAGAUGAAAGGAGCGGAUCGGCCACUCCCUCUCUGUGA